Akanthomyces muscarius is the source of this 1506-nucleotide messenger RNA. RefSeq lists its product as uncharacterized. The transcript has 4 exons. Gene Ontology annotation, molecular function: monooxygenase activity; heme binding; oxidoreductase activity, acting on paired donors, with incorporation or reduction of molecular oxygen. The coding region runs from base 1 to 1506 and encodes 501 amino acids. The record is from RefSeq and is a predicted model, not a curated record. NCBI's taxonomy places the organism in Eukaryota, Fungi, Ascomycota, Sordariomycetes, Hypocreales, Cordycipitaceae.
AUGGCUCUCUCAGCUCUGGACUCGACCUGGCGUCCAGAUGUUAUCGCUGUCGCGCUAGGGGUUGUGCUGGUAUUGUUCAUCUGGCGAUCAGUAGCAAGGAGCAGGGAGAUUGAGGCGCCGCUUUUGACCAACGCUGGCAAUGAUUUCCACAAGAUCAUGAACGAGGGCUAUUCACGACAUAGGAACAGCUUGUUUAAAAUUCCCACGUCGAAUAAGCCUAUGGUCAUUGUGCCGACUGCCAUGCUUGACGAUCUCAAGACGGAGCCAGAGUCAAGCAUUUCUUUCCGACGCGAAAUGUACGAUCGCUUUCUCGGCACGUAUACAUCGGUCGCUUCCAACAGCCCAACAAUGAUUCAGUCGGUCAAGGUUGACCUGACCCGAGGACUUCCCCAGAUUCUGCCGGAGAUGCAAGAGGAGGCUCAGUUUGCAACUCAACAAUGUCUAGAGGGCGCCGACUUCGACAAAGAUGGCUGGUUCCGCACAACGGUAUAUGGCGCAUCUACUCAGAUAAUAGCUCUCAUUUCGGGAAGAGUUUUUGUUGGCCUGCCCUUGUCCAGGAACCAGGAAUGGAUCGACAUCUCGAUCAAUGCCACAAUUGACUCCUUUACCGGUGCCGCAGAGAUGUGGAAAUACCCAUCCUGGUCAUGGCCAAUCAUGCAGUACAUUGUUCCGCAGACGAAACGCGUUCGGUACUACAGGAAACGAGUCGCGCAGAUACUGAAGCCGCUUGUCGAGGCUCGACUAUGUCAGGCUAGUGAGGACUCAUCGUACAAGAAGCCCGCGGAUAUGAUCCAGUGGUUCAUCAACAACUCUGGCAAGAAAGCUGGCGACAUGGCCUUCCAGGCGAAUGAGCAUAUUGUUGUCAACAUCGCAGCUAUACACACUACAGGCGGGCAGCUCGCGCAUACGCUGUAUGACCUAGCUCGCUUUCCCGAGUAUGUGCCCAUUCUGCGAGACGAGAUCGACCAAGUUUUACUCGAAGAAAGAGGCAGCGGUGCCAUCACGAAGCAGACCUUGUUCAACCUGAAAAAGAUGGAUAGCUUCCUGCGCGAGGUUCAGCGCGUCAAUCCUCCAUCCCUAGUUUCUACCAACCGCAAGGUUCUGAAGCCGAUGAAGCUGUCUGACGGGACAGAGUUGCCUGCCGGCACCUCUCUGGCCGCGCCUGCUGGUUGUGUCAGCAAAGAUCCCAAGCUGUGGCAGGACCCGGAGAAUUUCGACGGGCUCCGAUUCUACAAUCUUCGCCACGAACAAGGAGAUGAAAAGUAUCAAUUUGCGAGCGCGAAUAAGGAGGCACUGAGCUUUGGGCACGGUCGGCAUGCGUGCCCUGGUCGAUUCUUCGCCGCGGCUGAGCUAAAAGUCGUGCUUGUGCAGAUUUUGCAACAUUACGACGUUGAACUCUGCCCAGACUACAGCCGGAGCCGGCCACUGAAUGUACAUGUUGAGAUUAUGGCGGCUCAAGACCACACCUACGAGCUGCGUUUUAGAAAGAGAACGAUGAAUGCGUAG